This is a messenger RNA of Dreissena polymorpha, 1774 nucleotides long. Its product is annotated as atrial natriuretic peptide receptor 1-like. NCBI's taxonomy places the organism in Eukaryota, Metazoa, Mollusca, Bivalvia, Myida, Dreissenidae. The transcript has 12 exons. The record is from RefSeq and is a predicted model, not a curated record. Gene Ontology annotation, molecular function: protein kinase activity; peptide receptor activity; guanylate cyclase activity. Gene Ontology annotation, biological process: cGMP biosynthetic process; intracellular signal transduction; receptor guanylyl cyclase signaling pathway. Bases 1 to 1386 code for a protein of 461 amino acids.
AUGUGUGUGCUGACCGAGUUCUGUGCAAGGGGACAUCUCCAGGAUAUUCUUCAAUAUGACGCCAUGAAGUUGGACUGGGACUUCAAACUGUCGCUGAUUCAGGAUAUCGUGGAGGGUAUGACGUACCUUCACGCUAGCAGUAUUGGUGUGCAUGGUCAGUUAACAGACUCGCGGUGUAUGAUAGAUGGACGCUUCGUGCUCAAGAUUACCGGUUUUGGACUCAACUGUUUGAAUGAAGCCGAAAUGCGGAAUGCGCGACUUGAAAGCGACAUGUUUUCACCGGAAUUGCUAUGGAUGGCGCCCGAACAUCUCCGCCUGUACCCAGCGAGCCGUCAGCGCUCACAGGCGGGAGACGUUUACAGUUUCGCCGUCAUUCUGUACGAGAUGUGCACGAGAGCCGAGCCGUUCACCGAGGAAUCUUGGUACACAUCAAUCGGCGACACACUGGAACGGAUCAAGAAUUGUGGCAUCAAGCCUUACCGGCCGAUAUUGAACGAGCAUGAGCAUAUACCGGAACUGGUGCAACUCGCUAACCAGUGUUGGGAAGAACUUCCGUCGGACAGACCAACGUUCCAGAAUGUGAGGAAAGUUCUGAGGAAAAUAAGAAUGACGAGAAACAACGGCGCGUCAAAGAACGUUCUGGACGUGCUGCUACAGCGCAUGGAGCAAUACGCCAAUAACCUAGAAGGCAUGGUCGAGGAGAAAACACAGGCGUUCCUAGAGGAGAAGAAACGUUCAGAGGAGCUGCUUUAUAAGGUCCUGCCAAGAAGUGUGGCGGAUCAACUGCGGAUGGGACAUUCAGUAAACCCGGAAGCCUUCGAAUGUGUUACCAUCUACUUCAGUGAUAUCGUUGGUUUUACUACCAUAUCUGCUAACAGCACGCCCUUCCAGGUCGUUGAUUUGCUUAACGACCUAUACACAUGUUUCGAUGCCAUUAUUGAAAACUACGAUGUAUACAAGGUUGAAACAAUCGGCGACGCUUACAUGGUGGUAUCCGGACUCCCUGAACGCAACGGUAACGAGCAUGUUAGACAGAUUGCUCGGAUGUCCCUGGACAUACUCCACAGUGUGCGACAGUUCGUGAUUCGUCAUAAACCGGAUGAACAGCUUACGGCGCGUAUUGGAUUACACUCUGGCCCUGUCUGCGCAGGCGUGGUUGGACGGAAGAUGCCUAGGUACUGUCUAUUUGGAGACACCGUGAACACCGCCAGUCGCAUGGAGUCCAAUGGAAAAGCCAUGACAAUACAUAUCAGUGAAUCCACUAUGGAACUUCUUUUGCCAUUUGGCACUUUCACCAUAGAAGAGCGGGGAAUUAUCGAGGUCAAGGGAAAAGGGCGAGUGCGGACCUUCUGGCUUGAGAACGAGCCAGAAACUCAGGGGAAUUAAGGCAUGAAGUUGGAAACAGAAACAUCCCUUAGCGGUUACUCCUGUUUGGGUUAAUUGCAAAUAAUUUCGUUUUAAAAACGCUGGUGUUACACAUCUCAUACAUUCUCAUGGUGCUGUUUUUACUAAAUGGACUAUAAGAAAGCAUUUUUACAAUUUUAAUAGAAAUAGAACUAACAUAAAACACUAAAGAUUAUGAUCGAAUGUUCAGUUGGUACACGUGUUAUUUUGACACAUGUCUAUUGUCCUUUGAAAUGUCAAGUUCAUGUUUGAUAAUCAGCUUUAAGUUUACUUCCAAAAAGUACAUAUUUCUAUGACUACUACAGAUACCCAAUUGAAAUUUGUCCACAUGUUUUCGUGAUUAUUAUGUAUGAUCUUUGAUAAAGGCCGA